AUGGCAACCUCCACUGCCCCCAUCGCUAUCCCUAGCCACGUCCACCCGUUAGCCUCCGAUUUGAGUCCGCGCGGUGUAGAUCUGGAAGGACGACUGGACCUGUCUCUUGAUGCUCUCAUCAAGGAGCGCAGGAAGGAGCACAAACUGCUGAAGAAGCAGGAUGAUGCGAAGAAGAGCAAACAGAAGCCUCAACCCGCUGACAAGAGAAAAAUGGCUAAGCAACAGAAGCCGCAGCAACAACAGUCGAAGAAGGUUUCGACCGUAAAGAUCGGCCAAAAGGCCCAGCGUAAGGCCCUGGUGAACAAGAACCGUGGCUUGCCUACUCUGUCUGCGACUGCCAAGGACAAGACGACCCAGUCCAGAACCAAGACGAGCAUUGCUGCCACCACGGCGAAGCUACGUCGGCAGAUGCGAGCGGAGAAAGUCAAUAACUCUUCUUCUGACCGCCUCGUUGCUUCGAAAGGCACCAACAAGAGCAACACCGCACAUCUAUCGAAGAAGAAGAACGCACCUCAACUGACGAGAAAAGUAUCAUCUCCCGUGCGUGUGGUGCAGCCGAAGAACAGCAAGAAGCUGCAGGCUCCCACGAAACAGCUCAAGGCGCAAGCGAAGCCACUAGUUCAUGUUCGACAGGUGAUGCGGACGAAUAACAAAAAGGCCAAGCUAAGCAUUACAAUCACAGGAUCGAAGAACUCCCAGAAGCGACAAAAGGCUGCUACGAAGGUUUUACUUCCGGGAAAGCUGUCGCAGGCUCUUGCGAAGAAAACUUCUGCAGCGGCAAAAGUGGUGAAGCGCGCUAAGAACCGAAAGGCGAGUGCGGCAAAGACCGUUAAGGUUGUACGCAAAGUACCUGGCAAGGGGAAGAAGCACUGA
Molecule: messenger RNA, 873 nt
Organism: Phytophthora infestans T30-4
Lineage: Eukaryota; Oomycota; Peronosporomycetes; Peronosporales; Peronosporaceae
Exons: 2
Coding region: 1-873 (290 amino acids)
Source: RefSeq, a predicted model, not a curated record